Scaptodrosophila lebanonensis is the source of this 1551-nucleotide messenger RNA. RefSeq names its product FK506-binding protein 5. Lineage: Eukaryota; Metazoa; Arthropoda; Insecta; Diptera; Drosophilidae. The record is from RefSeq and is a predicted model, not a curated record. Bases 134 to 1456 code for a protein of 440 amino acids. The transcript is spliced from 3 exons.
ACCCCAAAAACAAAAUAUAAAAUAGCCCAACGCGAAGGACCUCCGUGCGUACGCAAAUUCCGUGUGUGUUGCAAGGAGUUGAAUUUAAUUUUCUACAUAAACCCAACAAAAAAACAAAUCAAAUAAAAGAAAAAUGAGCAAGUUGCUGACCUCCGCCGAUAUUGAGGAUGGCAAGAUCGAGUACGACAAGGCCACCGGUGCCAGCACCCAGUACAAGCUGAUCGAGGGCGGCUACGAAAUGAUUAUCACAACGCCACAGCCGAAUGGCACGGUGAAGACCCAGACGAAGACCUUCUGGGAUCCGAAGCCCGUCAGCCAGGAGGAUAUGGUGAAGCAGCAGGCGAACAUAAAGAUCAUUAAGCAACGUCUGGGCAAGGAGAUACGCAUCGACAAGAAUACCACCAUGUUGACGCGUGCCAUCGAGGGUGGUUACGAGGAGGUGUACACCACAAUUAACGAGGACGGCACCAAGAGUAUCCGCACCAAAACCAUCUUCGAGCCUGUGGAAGUGAAUGAGAACACCAACACCAACACCACCACAUCCACGAAGACCAACAAGACCAAGAAGAACGUAACUCGCACCUCUUCCGUCGACUCGGUCGACUCUACCGAGUCGCGUAAGCUCGUGCAGAAGAAGAAUGUGGUGCAGAACGUCAACGAUCAGCAGUCGAACUAUCGCCAGGACACGACCAUUCAGGAAACUCGUCGUGUUUCCCAAAAUAUUGAGAUCACGGAGAAUAAUCGCACCGUACGCAAGAACUCGCUCCAGGAGCAGAGCAUUAGGGCUGUUACCCAAAGCACCUCUGAUGCCAACAAGAAGAACAAGAAGAAGGUCAAGUCCUCUGCUCCACCACCGCCCGCUGAUUUCGUGCAGAACGAUACAACCACUGUGGUGUCGAAGCGUGUGCCCGGAGGUCGGGAGUAUACCUACUCGACUGAGCUGGAAUCGGGCAAAACCAUCACCACUUCAAAGACUGUCUACGAGGAGGAGGAAGUAGAGCUGACCGAGGAGGAGCUCAAGCAGUACAAGAAGCUGCUCAAGGAUGCUGAAAAGCAUAAGAACGUGACCACCACCAAGAAGCUGAAGUCGGAAUCCGGCACCAAGAAGAUUGUGCCCUCCGAGAACCCGGGCGAUGUCACCACCGUAGAGACAAUCAAAAUCGAGGGCGGCACCGAGUACCACUACACCACAGUCACUGCUGAGGGCAUUGUGAAGAAGGCCGUCAAGACUGUGUUUGAUCCUGUGCCAAGCGCCAAGGCGAACCCCGACGACACCGACGAGGAGGAGAUCAUUGAAGAGUACGAGGAGGAGAUUAUUGAGCCGGGUGAGAAGAACGUCAAGACCAUUGAGACGGUCCGUCAAUUGCCAAGGAAGUUCGAGGAACAAGUGACCAUUGAAACCCACGAGAAGAAGGAGAAGAAGGUAAAGAAGUCGAUGGUCAUUAGCAGCCAGUAGAGAUCGCACGACGCCCCAGCAACACACACCCUAACACAAUCGACACACACGCACACAUGCAAGCUUUUGUAUUCGCUAAAUUUUUAGAUCGAAAA